This is a messenger RNA of Polistes dominula (European paper wasp), 3684 nucleotides long. RefSeq names its product bestrophin family protein (gene Best2). The record is from RefSeq and is a predicted model, not a curated record. Gene Ontology annotation, molecular function: chloride channel activity. Lineage: Eukaryota; Metazoa; Arthropoda; Insecta; Hymenoptera; Vespidae.
CAGGCAGGAAAUGACUAUAUCGUACGCUAGCGAAGUGCCAAACGGCUCCAGCUUUGGCUGCUUCUGGAGGAUCCUGGUCAACGAGGAAUCAAUUACAAUUUGUUACCUUGAUGAUCGUAUCUUCGAUAAAAGGUGAAGGAAAACCCCAAGAUACUUAGACACCCAUCAAUAUGCCAUCGAUACCUUUUUGGUACGAGGGCUGGUGUUAGUUUUCAAUUGGGAUGAUAAAUAGAGAAGAAGUGGUUAGAGAAAAGAAUUAGUAAGAGAGAAGAAAUCGUUGAAAAGUUGAUGGCGGGGUUCGGUUUACAAAUUAAUUUGGCGGGAAUUACUGGCCUACCUCUUUGUAUACUACCUCAUCAAUUUUACAUAUCGAUAUGCGCUCAACGAGCAGCAACGUGCAAUUUUCGAAAAAAUACGAUAUUAUUUCGGCAACUCGAGUGAAUCAAUACCGAUGUCCUUCGUCCUGGGAUUUUACGUGAGCCUCGUAGUGAAAAGAUGGUGGGAACAGUACAAACUUUUACCGUGGCCAGACAAUCUGGCCCUCUUCAUCAGCGCCGCCAUUCCUGGAAACGACGAGAGAGGUCGACUGAUGAGGCGGAAUAUCGUGAGAUAUGCCGUUUUGGCUUAUGUUAUCACCCUUCAGAGGAUUUCGCUAAGGGUUAAAAGACGUUUCCCGACUCUUCAACACAUUGUCGAUGUUGGUUUGAUGAUGGAGUCAGAGAAAAAAAUUUUCGAGAUGAUGAAUAAAAAAGCGGCAAUGUCCAAAUAUUGGAUGCCGCUUGUCUGGGCCACGAACAUUAUCAACAGAGCAAGAAAAGAAGCUCUGAUCACUAGUGAUCAAGUAGUGCAAACCCUCCUUGUCGAACUCAGCGACAUCCGGAAAAGGCUUGGCGCAUUGAUCGGUUACGACACUGUUUGCGUUCCUCUCGUUUACACUCAGGUAGUUACGCUAUCGCUUUAUGCAUAUUUUUUCUCGGCUCUACUCGGUAGACAGUUUAUCGAACGUACUGAAGCAGGUGGCGGAAAGUACGAGGAACCAGACAUGUAUUUCCCUUUUUUCACGGCUCUCCAGUUCUGUUUUUAUGUUGGAUGGUUGAAAGUUGCCGAGGUUCUUAUAAAUCCUUUCGGUGAAGACGACGAUGACAUCGAAUUAAAUUGGCUGAUUGAUCGACACAUUAAAGCUGGAUAUAUGAUCGUCGACGAAAUGCAUGAAGAGCAUCCAGAACUCUUGAAAGAUCAAUAUUGGGACGAAGUAGUUCCUCGAGAUCUUCCAUACACUGUAGCAAGCGAACAAUACCGACGAGAAGAACCUAAAGGUUCAGCGGAGCAUUACAAAGUCAAGGAAAGUGAUGCUCUUUACGCGAACGUGAUGAUGGGAACACAAAUUCAUAGUCACGUGCAGCAUCGCAAAGUUCAUCAGGACGACAUGUAUGCGGAUUAUGAAAGCGUAGAUACGCCAUUGGUGGAACGAAGGAAGAAUUGGCUUCAACGACAAAUCACACGAAUGGGUUCUGUGCGUAGCUCAUCGACAACGUAUAGCAGCGGCGGUGGUUUCUUUGCUCGAAAUCGUCACAACAGUGUGUACAGUAGCCCUGAAACAGGAGGCUUACCAACAACGACUAACCCAAAUUUGAAAAUGUCUCUCUAUGACCGUCUCGUAGGUCGUAAAAGUAUUCGCAGUCAACGAAUGGGUAGACAAGGUACGAUGACGAAAUUGAACUCAGUGCCAGUGUCCUUGAAGAACAGGCCACGCAUACCGACCCCGGACGUAACAAAGGAGGUGGUCGAUCGUGAACAGAGAUUGGCUUUGUCGGCAAGCAACACGGCGAACAUCGGCGCAGGCGUCGUUGGCGUCAUACCAGCGAAUGGUCAUUAUACUACCGACUUGCCGGUGGUCCAGGUGGUUCUUUCACCGAUUCAAGAAACUGAGGGGACACCAUCGAACGCGAAAUCGGGUGCAGCUGCUUUGGCACAGGCAGUAUUAUCACCAACAUUGACGAGCGCUGGUUUGGUGGCACCUGUUACUUUGACACCAGUAACUAUGAGUCAGCUAACACAGUUGGGUCUAGUCACUACGACAUCGGCAUCUUCUUACAGACCAACGAAUAUACAAAACAAUAAUACGAUUCAAGCUACUUUGACUGAGGUCAACAGUAGUGAGGAAGAAGGUUCAGGAAGUGGAAGUUCCAGUAGUAGAAGUGAGAGUAUCAUAGAACAAGAAGAAAGAAGUACUCCACUAAUUGGCGAGAACACUAGUCCAAAUAUUAGCAACGGUGGUUCACCCACAUUCGACAGUUACAACGACCGUUCACCGAUUCUAAUGAAUCCAGAAAAAUUAAGCUAUGUAGUAGCAUUACCAACAACGCAAGAGAGUCACUUACAAACAGCGAUAGAACCACGUGGCAGAAGAUCAGCUUCCUUACCUGGUCCACCCGUUGUCCAGCUAAAAGAAGACAGGAGUAUGUCAUUGCCUCAUUCUCCUGGUCUCCAACCAAGAGAAACUCGAGCAGCUUCCGUCUCAAGUAGAAACGAUCAUCCUAACCUAGAUAGACUUGCGAUAAUUUCGCCAAAUCAUGACCUGCGACCUAGGACCAAUAGUUUCGGUCAUGAACUUACCAAGAACAACCAGCAACGUAAUCAAGAAACCUCGAGGAAAAUCAGCAGUGCUUCUUGCAAUAACGCCGCGAUAACAACAGCACCGGUCGUACCAAACCAGACAACAGCCACUCCUAGUAAAAGGGGUGAGGUUUAUGUUUGACCGAAAUUAUUCCUUAUCAGAUUUUGCCCCAAUUCCUCUUUAACGUAUUCGUGAAUUUAAGAUCAUUAAAAAGACAAGAUAUUUAUCUUCAUCUUCCCUCCCAUCCGUCCACUAUUAUAAUUUCUUUUGUACAUAGUACUAAUGGUUAGGCAGGAGUCCGACCAUUGAAAUUAUUUUAUAAACAGCAUCGAUCGCGAGACUAUUUGUUAUGAAUUUAUUGUUUUAGGAAUACAAUUUGUAGCCUCAUAGAUGAUGCUUCGGAUUUUGAGUAAAUGACUUUAAAGAUCAAGUCAAUAUCCUGUAAAUACUAUAUCUAUUUGUGCAUAUAAAUACUAGAAACACUCAACGACAUAGUUUAAAAUCUCGAACUUUAUAAUAUAAAUUAUAAUGGAAAAAUACGAAGAUGUAUGUUUCCUGUGGGUGUGUGUAUGCGUUUGUAUGUGGGGAUGUGUGCGCGCGCGUUUGUAUUUGAAUCGUACAAGUAUAAAAGUAUUUAGAAUAAAACUACAUCAAUUUCAUAUUCUAAAUUGAUAACACGAUGAUGUAUAUUUUUUAUCACAUGUGCAAUAUUGUAUUAUGUGAAUGUAAAGCACAGUCUUUCUUUGCCGUAUAGCGUAGAAUAAACGAAUGCCGAUUAUUUUAAAAUUUCUGUCAAAGUAAUUAUUAGAAUAGAUACUAAAGUAUAAAUAGGAAGAAUCUUUAACUUUAAUUUUAAACGAAUUCUAAUGAAGUAAAGCAUAGACCAUGUUUAGGAUAAACUGUAAUAGUGUGAAUACCGGUACGUUGCAAUAUAGAAUUGAUCAAUUAUGGUAUAUACAAAUAUAUGAACCAUUUGCGUACUUCGUCGUUGUGAUAUGAAUUUUAAUACAUACCUAUUUAUAUUAUACGAUACAUAAUAGAAUUGUAUUUCGAACGCAUAUAUAUAU